Molecule: messenger RNA, 2259 nt
Organism: Penicillium daleae
Lineage: Eukaryota; Fungi; Ascomycota; Eurotiomycetes; Eurotiales; Aspergillaceae
Exons: 2
Coding region: 1-2259 (752 amino acids)
Source: RefSeq, a predicted model, not a curated record
AUGUCGGUGAACGAUCAGCCCCCCUCCGCGGAUACUUCACUCUCCCACACGAGCCAAGCCUGGGCAUCCGACCUGGACAUUCUCAACCACCGAUUGAAACGCCUCUCCGACAACGUGCUCCCCCUCCAUCCCUACCUCCUCACCCUCCCGACGAAUGCGCCGUUCCGUCUCGGGUCCCGCUCCGCCAACAGCAAUUGGGCCGUGGGACAUGACCGUCCCUUCAGCCCCGACGAGCAGCAACUUCAGUAUAUGACCUUUCUGACACACCACGACACCGAUUCAUUGCUGGCAGCAGUGGGUGAUUGGUCCGACGAGUCGGGUCGCAUGAUGCUUGAUCACCCUCCGGGCCCGAGGACAACCACCGAGCACCAGCCCCGAGACACCGUGGCCAAGAAGAAGAUUAGCUUGAACGACUACAAGAACCAGAAGACAAGUGGAGCUGCCCCAUCACCUUCACCUGCAAUUCAUGAUCAGAGAGGCCGGGAUCGUUCCAACUCGGACCGGCACGACAACACACCACGCGCUCCCAACCCUGACCCUGUUAAGAAGCUCGAGAAACACGAGAAGCCCCAACCACAGCUUCAAAAUCCCCCGAAACCACCUCCAGACCUGCCUCCGGCCAAACCAGCCAAGAAGCGGCCUCCAACAACGGAUACUGAGCAAGGGAAUUCACACGCGACCAAGAAUUCCAACAUGCAUUCCUCCAAGAAACCGCGAUUAUCGCCUGAAAAAGAGUCGCGCAAGGAAUCCACCCUCGCUAAAACACUCCCAAUUCUUCUCUCUCCCACACUCCCCCUUCACCCGGUCCAGAUCAUUGAAAAGGAGCUCGCGCAGCUCAAGGAAAGUUCUCCCGGCCAAAGCUCCCCGAGGCGUGACAAUGCAACAGUAAAACCAAAGCGAGACGAUACAGGUCGCUCGCGAACGCCCACAUCCGCCAAUAGUGGCAGUAAUUCAAGUCUACAAAACAGCCGCGCCGGCGCCUCGGCAAAGGAUUCCCACUCCUCCCGGCUAAGUUUGAUCGUGAAACUGCGCUACGGAAAGGUGAACCGAAAACGAGUUGACGGCCUGCUCAAACUUUCUGGUAAAAAGAAAGCCCACCGUGCGGAUUCACCGUCGGGUCAAGACACGGAUCUGGACGAAGCUCCCCUUGUUGAACGGAGAAAGGACCCGGGACCUAAACGUGGAAAUCCGCCAUCAGAUCGAGUCAAGCCCAAAACCAAGCAUGAGGCCGCUGAAACGACGCCUGGCCCCAGCGGUAACAAUGCUCGCCUGAAGGAACCGAGACCAUCGGUUGAGAAACCUCAUCUACCUACUCCCGACAGAGUCAAGACGACCUCGUUGACACCCGUCAAAGAUCUCAAGGGCUAUGGAAACCGCCGAAACGAUCUUGCAGAUGGCGAAGGCAAAACACCCGUCAACCCAGCGACGAAACGGCUUUCGGUUGAUCCAGGCAGCAAAGGAUCACCCUCCCAGCCAGAUCGUUCCCGCAAUCACGAGCGACGAGAUCAGGAGCGGAGGGCCUGGCAGGAUGACUUUAAGAAUCAUACCAAGAUGGGUCGAGACUUGAAACAUGCCGCCGAUCGAUAUAACAACGGACCCUCCAUUACGGAUGAAAAGCUCGCCGCUGUGACUGCUAUCGAAGCCACCAUGUGCUUUGUACUUGCCUUUGUGGCGGACGAUCAAGCGAAAGUCCUUUCUCGGCAGGGUGGAGACUCAUCUGCCUGGCGCUCUAUUAUACCGUAUUGGCGCGCUGUCAAGAAAAACACCGCCUCUUUCCCCGUCUUGCAUAGUUUGUGCCAGCUCCUGGGUGCAGUUUCUUACGACACCAUUCAUGCUUUGGAUCUCGAACGUCUCGCCGUUACACCUCUCCCUGGAGAACAUACGCCAGUACCCACUCCAGGCAGCGAUGGCAAUACCGUGCUGGCAGACGAGAAUAAGAAAAGUCUCAAGGAAUUUGCGGAGCUGAAAAGCCGCCUUCUAGAAUACUACAAGGAGUCGCAGAAGUUGUGGCUCGAUGGUUCUCGCGGUUUAUCUGAGGAUGUCUUGAGCCGAGACUUUCCUACCACCUGGUCCCGACGCUCCCAUCAUUAUGCUGAGCGAGGCAAGGCAUCUUUCAAGCCAGGUGACUAUUCUGGUGAUUAUUUUCUUCCUUUGGGAGCGGCCACCCCACCCAUCGAAGUGGUGCGCUUCGGCUUGUCUCUCUUGAAGGAAUGGUGCAAGCAAGAAGGCGUGGAGUGGCAAGGCCGGCUAGGCCUUUGA